Messenger RNA from Paramecium tetraurelia, 435 nucleotides. RefSeq lists its product as uncharacterized. NCBI's taxonomy places the organism in Eukaryota, Ciliophora, Oligohymenophorea, Peniculida, Parameciidae. The record is from RefSeq and is a predicted model, not a curated record. The transcript is spliced from 2 exons.
AUGAAAUGUUUUCUUGCUCUUUUAUUUGUUGUCAUAGCAUAAGCUGGGAAUUGUGGACAAACUUGUUAUUAAGAUUUGCCAACGAAACCUCCAAUGACAUUCUAUAAGUUUAUAAGCACUGGGAGAUUCUUCGGAGGCAAUGGCGAUUCAUCGAAUAGUACUUUUGGUUAUUCUGGAACUGGAAAAAAAUGCUCCCACAGCCUAAUGAAGAAAGAACUAAGGACCUGUUCCUGCAAAUACUUAAGCAAUAAAAAAAUGCUAAAAUACAAUGCAUAAUCCUCUAGUGGACGGGCUUGUUCAUUUUAGAUAAACAGCAAGGACAAAGACAAAAUGUGUGGAAGAACAGAAGUUGUGAUCCAUGGAUGUGCUGGUUGUACACCUAGUGAUUGGAAUGGAAUGUACCAUCUAUUGAUGGCUGUUCUGCCUACAGGGUGA